Eptesicus fuscus (big brown bat) is the source of this 2045-nucleotide messenger RNA. It is a transcript of the gene SYNGR3, whose product is annotated as synaptogyrin 3. NCBI's taxonomy places the organism in Eukaryota, Metazoa, Chordata, Mammalia, Chiroptera, Vespertilionidae. The record is from RefSeq and is a predicted model, not a curated record. Bases 168 to 857 code for a protein of 229 amino acids. The transcript has 4 exons. Gene Ontology annotation, cellular component: synaptic vesicle membrane; neuromuscular junction.
CCCGCCCCGCGCGUCCCCGCCGCGGCCAGUGCGCGCUCCCGGGAGGCAGCAGAGGCAGCGGCAGCUCCAGCAGCGUUCGCAGCAGCCCCGGGCCAUCCUGGGCAGGGCCGGCCGGCCUGACAGGCUGAGAGAGGGUGCCAGGGGUGCGCGCCCCGCUGGGGCCAGCCAUGGAAGGAGCUUCGUUUGGCGCGGGCCGGGCGGGGGCCGCCCUAGACCCCGUGAGCUUCGUGAAGCGGCCCCAGACCCUGCUGCGGGUCGUGUCCUGGGUAUUCUCCAUCGCCGUCUUCGGGCCCAUCGUCAACGAGGGCUACGUGAACUCCGACGCCGGCCCGGAGCUGCGCUGCGUCUUCAACGGGAACGCAGGUGCCUGUCGCUUCGGCGUCACGCUCGGCCUCGGCGCCUUCCUCGCCUGCGCCGCCUUCCUGCUGCUCGACCUGCGCUUCCAGCAGAUCAGCAGCGUCCGCGACCGGCGGCGCGCGGUGCUGCUGGACCUGGGCUUCUCAGGGCUCUGGUCCUUCUUGUGGUUCGUGGGCUUCUGCUUCCUCACCAACCAGUGGCAGCGCACGGCGCCCGGGCCGGCCACCGUGCAGGCGGGAGACGCAGCGCGGGCCGCCAUCGCCUUCAGCUUCUUCUCCAUCCUCAGCUGGGUGGCGCUCACCGUGAAGGCCCUGCAGCGGUUCCGCCUAGGCACCGACAUGUCGCUCUUUGCCACCGAACAGCUGGGCACCGGGGCGGGCCAGGACUACCCCGGCUACCCAGUGGGCAGCGGUGUGGAGGGCACCGAGACCUACCAGAGCCCGCCCUUCACCGAGACCCUGGACACCAGCCCCAAAGGGUACCAGGUGCCCGCCUACUAGUGGCUGGCAAGCCCAGACCAGGGCUGGAAGGCUGCCCCACCGAUGCAAGGCCCAAGGCCUCCUGGGACCUCCCUCAGGUCCUGCUGGCCCAACUCCAGGGAUGGAGGGGUGGCCACUGUGGGCUGUCUGGGGCCAAGAGAGGGUAGCCCCCAGGGUGCCUGGGCUGUACCCUCGAGUUCCUCCGGUACCUUUAAUCUCCAGCCUCCAGUGGAUCAGCCUGGGCAGGGAGCCAUUCCCCUCAUGAGGCAGCCAGCCCGGGGCUCACCUGUCCACUCUGGCAUCAGGGAUCCAGCUGCCCUCCAUUGCCAGGUGCAGAGCCUGUCCCAGACUGGGGGCAGGAAUACUGCCCCCACCCCCAUGCCAUGACCCAGGGAGCAUGGCCACUGCUCCCUGUCCCAUGUCCCCGUGGGUAGUGACAGUCCUUGUUCCUGUCAUGUUGGUUCACCCUGUGGGGCCAUGUGCUCUGUCUGGAGCCUCCUUCCAUUUCCUCUCACCUGCUCACGAGAGUAGCCUGGUCCUCUCCAUGUUGUGAUUGUGGUCAAGUUUUCAAGUUUCAACUGAUAGUUUCCCACAAGCAGCCCCUCUCUGUGGUCCCUGCUGCUCGACCCAGCCCCUCCAUGCCUUGGCCCAGGCCUCUGCCUGGGUGUGGGUGAUUCUGGCCAGGGAAGGCACAAGAUGGCUAUAGGCCGGGCACCAACCCUCUCCCAGCCCUUCAGUAAGGGCGGCUAGGGACACCUGUGUGCCUGGCAAGACAAGCCUCUUUCGAAGACAGAGGCUCCAUGGUGCCCUGGAGACAGCCAUUCCAUGCAAACCCCUUUACCUUGGCUUCCUGAACCAGUCCUUCAACUCCCUACCCUGCACCCCAUUUUAAGACCCAGUUUAAGGUUGAGGUCCCUCUGCAUAGCUGACUACUCAUGCAUUGCUCGAAGCUGGCUUUUCACAUUAUACCAGAUGUGGUUGCCACAUUUCAUUCUUACAGACAGAUGCCUCUGGAGUUGCAGUUGAAUGACAACCCUGUACAUUGUAGCAUAGAUCAAUUAUGUGUGGAUAUUUAAGUGAACAUGUUUACAAUUUUUUGUAUAUAUGGAUCUCUCCCUCCCUCCUCUGAAAGAACAAUCCGUGAUUGUGUAUUUUCAGUGUCCCAUGUUCCAACUGCAACUUCUUUACAAUAAAAACUAAAUGAGUUUA